GAAAGGUACGAAGAUGGCCGCGCUCGCCGCCGACGUGGAGGCCGGGCUGGAGUCGGUGUUCCCGCAGGAGCUGGGGCUCUUUGCAGAUGCUUUCCCGGCAGAGGCCCGGUACCGGUUCUGCGGGCACGAGCUGAGCAUCGCGCAGCACCACGGCGCCCAGCUGGGGGUGGCUGCGCCGGUUUGGGAAGCGGCCCUAACCCUCUGCGAGUAUUUUGAGGCACAGAAACUGAAUUUCUGGGGCAAGAAGGUUAUAGAACUGGGUGCUGGCACGGGCGUCGUGGGCAUCCUUGCAGCCCUUCUUGGCGGUGAUGUGACCAUCACAGAUCUUCCUGUGGCCAUGAAGCAGAUAGAGGAGAAUGUCCGCCGGAACGUGUCUGCAGAAUGCAUGACACGAACCAGAGUUUGUGCUCUGUCGUGGGGUGUGGACCACAAAGAGUUUCCCCAAAAUUAUGACUUCAUCCUGGGUGCAGAUAUUGUCUAUCUCAAGCACACCUACCCCUUGUUGAUCAGGACUCUCCAGCAUCUAUGUGGUGCUCAGUCUACCAUCUACCUGUCUUCCAAAAUGCGUCAGGAGCACAGUACGGCGCUGUUCUUUGAGACUAUGCUGCCUGUGCACUUCACCUCAAAGCUGGUCUUUAGAGAUGAGGUUGAGAAUAUUAACAUCUACAAAGUGACCUGCAAAAGUGACAUCAGACAGUGAGCUUCUUGGUUUACCAAUGAGUUUAGCAAACACUGCCUUUACCUUUUUUUAAAAAAAAACCAGAGUGUUUUUAAUCCAGAAGUCUGGGGUGGGGUGAGGUGAAACAUUCAUCCGCGGUAGCUAUUAUCCAGAGUUCUCUAUCCAUCAGCAAAUGGUAAUACAGUGGUACCUUGGGUUACGUACGCUUCAGGUUACAUACGCUUCAGGUUACAGACUCCGCUAACCCAGAAAUAGUGCUUAAGGUUAAGAACUUUGCUUCAAGAUGAGAACAGGAAUCGUGCUCCGGUGGCGCGGCGGCAGUGGGAGCCCCAUUAGCUAAAGUGGUGCUUCAGGUUAAGAACAGUUUCAGGUUAAGUAUGGACCUCCGGAGCGAAUUAAGUACUUAACCUGAGGUACCACUGUAAAGUGGUACCUCGGUUUUUGAAACAUCUCCAUUGACGAACAUUUCGGUUUUCGAACGAUGUAAAGCUGGAAGUAAAUGCUUCAGCUUUCAAACACUUUUCGGAAGCUGAACAUGCCAUCUGGCUUCCGUAUUGAGCUUUCGGUUUUUGAACAGCUCAGAACUCGAACGGUCUUCUGGAACAGACUACGUAUGCAAACCGAGGUACCACUGUAUUUGUAAUAACUUAUCUUUGCUGGACUGUUGCAGUAAGAAAAUCCCAGUACAGUGGUACCUCGGGUUACAUAUGCUUCAGGUUACAUACGCUUCAGGUUACAGACUCCGCUAACCCAGAAAUAGUACCUCGGGUUAAGAACUUUGCAGAACAGAACAGAAAUCGUGCUCCGGCGGCACAGCGGCAGCAGGAGGCCCCAUUAACUAAAGUGGUGCUUCAGGUUAAGAACAGUUUCAGGUUAAGAACGGACCUCUGGAACAAAUUAAGUACUUAACCCAAGGUACCACUGUAUACAUGUGAAAGGUCAUGCUCCCUCAAAAGGCAGUGUUUUCUGAGAGAGAUAUUGCCAUUAUUAUUAUUAUUAUUAUUAUUAUUAUUAUUAUUAUUAUUUGCAUAUUGUCCUACAUCUGUCAAUCUCAGGGCAGUGUCCUGGUUGUGGGCUUCUUGGUGACAUCUGGUUGGCUACUGUGAGAACAGAAUGAAGGCCUAGACAGACAUUUGUUCUGAUCCAUCAAGCUCUUCCUAAGUGUUCAUGUGACAUGCAUUUCCAUUCUAUUCCCUAGCUAUGUCAGGGCGGUGCCAUCCCCACUGCUGUGAUUCUCAAGUCCUUCAAAAGGCUUCACUGAUCACGGCCACAUUGUUUGUUGUGAAAAAGUGACAUGUUCAUGAAGGCUACUGAACCAUUCCUGCUUUGUUCUACCCUUCCUGGAAAGCCCAGCCAUGCGCCUCGGCUUACGGUCACAUGUUUGCCAAACAAAUCCCAAUUGGUAAGCCGGGAGCAAGCAUGGUAAGCCAAGCUUCAAUUUGUUGCUCCAGGGAUGGUGGAACAAGAAUUGGAGCAACUCGGCAGCAUUCGCUUGUUUCUGAUUUACCAUGAUGGGUCCAUUCUUUAAACAUUCCUAGGUAAAUGCAGAGGGACGUGGGUGGCACUGUGGUCUAAACCACAGAGCCUAGGGUUUGCUGAUCAGAAGGUCGGCAAUUCGAAUCCCCGCGACAGGGUGAGCUCCCGUUGCUCGGUCCCAGCUCCUGCCUACCUAGCAGUUCAAAAGCACCUCAGAGUGCAAGUAGAUAAAUAGGGACCGCUCCGGCGGGAAGGUAAACGGCGUUUCCGUGCGCUGCUCUGGUUCGCCAGAAGCGGCUUAGUCAUGCUGGCCACAUGACCCGGAAGCUGUAUGCUGGCUCCCUCGGCCAAUAAAGUGAGAUGAGUGCCGCAACCCCAGAGUCGGCCACGACUGGACCUAAUGGUCAGGGGUCCCUUUACCUUUACCUAGGUAAAUGCAGAGAUAAAUCUGGAGCUCUGUGCACAGGAGAGCAGGAGCUCCAGAAUGUGAUCUGGCUGACAGGAGUUGCUUACUUCUUUGCCCCUUUGGUGUAAUAUUUUGCGAGUGUGCAUCUGUGGCACCAGGCAGAGAAGGCAUGUGUUCUAGGAUGUGCCCUUAGAUUUAAUGUGUUUGGCACUCCGGUAUUCUUUUCUAAGUGAAAUUUGUAAAACUGCUUUUUUUACCUUUAAUAAUGAUCCUGGUUCAAAAAAGAAAAUAUUAUUUUAGUAACUCCAGGGCAAGGGACCAGAAGCAUUACACAAGUGCUUUAAAAGACACUAAGAUGCCUUUUCUCAUUUUAAGAGAUGCUUUUUUAAAAUGACAAUUUUGUGAUUGCAUAAAAAGAUGGAUAUAUCAUUUCUACAAGGAUAAUGUUAUCUUUUUAAAGAUGGUUUAACAUCAUACAUGCCUAUGCACUAUGUAUUUCUAUUUUGCACUAAGGUACUAUCUCGUUAUCAAUUUCCUGAUUAUAUAAAUUAUUAAUAGGUAACAUUUUUAGGGACCCUGGUUUCAGUUCAAUUUGUAUAAUAUCUUAAGGAAGCUAUGCAUGUAAAUUCUCUGGGUAAGAUUUUACUCAACAUGUGAAUUACAGAAGCUAUUUAAAGUAA
Podarcis raffonei (Aeolian wall lizard) is the source of this 3241-nucleotide messenger RNA. RefSeq names its product EEF1A lysine methyltransferase 3 (gene EEF1AKMT3). Lineage: Eukaryota; Metazoa; Chordata; Lepidosauria; Squamata; Lacertidae. The record is from RefSeq and is a predicted model, not a curated record. Gene Ontology annotation, cellular component: cytosol; cytoplasm. Gene Ontology annotation, molecular function: protein-lysine N-methyltransferase activity. The transcript has 3 exons. Gene Ontology annotation, biological process: peptidyl-lysine methylation. Bases 14 to 700 code for a protein of 228 amino acids.